Nothoprocta perdicaria is the source of this 2560-nucleotide messenger RNA. RefSeq names its product phosphatidylinositol glycan anchor biosynthesis class A (gene PIGA). Gene Ontology annotation, biological process: GPI anchor biosynthetic process. Gene Ontology annotation, cellular component: glycosylphosphatidylinositol-N-acetylglucosaminyltransferase (GPI-GnT) complex. Gene Ontology annotation, molecular function: phosphatidylinositol N-acetylglucosaminyltransferase activity. The record is from RefSeq and is a predicted model, not a curated record. NCBI's taxonomy places the organism in Eukaryota, Metazoa, Chordata, Aves, Tinamiformes, Tinamidae. The transcript is spliced from 5 exons. The coding region runs from base 7 to 1350 and encodes 447 amino acids.
GUGUGCAUGGUGUCGGACUUCUUCUACCCCAACAUGGGCGGCGUGGAGAGCCACGUGUACCAGCUGUCGCAGUGCCUGGUGUCGCGGGGCCACAAGGUCGUGGUGGUGACGCACGCGUACGGCGCCCGCCGCGGCGUGCGCUACGUGACGCGCGGCCUCAAGGUCUACUACCUGCCGCUGCGCGUCAUGUACAACGAGUCGACGGCGACGACGCUCUUCCACAGCCUGCCGCUGCUGCGGUACAUCUUCGUGCGCGAGCGCGUGGCCGUGGUGCACGCGCACAGCUCCUUCUCGGCCAUGGCGCACGACGCGCUCUUCCACGCCAAGACCAUGGGGCUCCGCACCGUCUUCACGGACCACUCGCUGUUCGGCUUCGCCGACGUCAGCUCGGUGCUCACCAACAAGCUGCUGGCCGUGUCGCUCUGCGACACCAACCACAUCAUCUGCGUCUCCUACACGAGCAAGGAGAACACGGUGCUGCGCGCCGCGCUCGACCCGCGCAUCGUCUCCGUCAUCCCCAAUGCCGUCGACCCCACCGACUUCACGCCCGACCCCUCGAGAAGGGACGAGAGCACCGUGACCGUGGUGGUCGUCAGCAGGCUCGUUUACAGGAAAGGUAUAGAUUUGCUAGGUGGUAUAAUUCCUGAGCUCUGUCAGAAAUAUCCAGACUUGCAUUUCUUGGUGGGAGGAGAAGGACCAAAGCGAAUCGUUCUGGAAGAAGUCCGGGAGAGAUACCAGCUACAUGACAGGGUCCGUCUCCUGGGAGCCUUGGAACACCAGGAUGUUAGAAAUGUCCUAGUUCAGGGGCACAUUUUUCUCAACACUUCCCUCACGGAGGCCUUUUGCAUGGCAAUCGUGGAAGCAGCAAGCUGUGGCUUGCAGGUCGUGAGUACACGAGUUGGUGGGAUUCCUGAGGUGCUUCCAGAAGAUCUUAUAAUUUUAUGUGAACCCUCGGUGAAAUCUCUGUGUGAUGGAUUGGAAAAAGCUAUUGCCCAGCUCAGAUCAGGAACAUUGCCAUCUCCAGAAACUAUUCAUAAUAAAGUAAAGACAUUUUAUACAUGGAGGAAUGUGGCAGAGAGAACUGAGAAAGUGUAUGAGAAGGUUGCAGAUGAAGUGGUUUUAUCAAUGAGCGAGCGAAUCAACAGACUAAUAUCUCACUGUGGCCCGGUGACUGGUUUUAUUUUUGCCUUUUUUGCUGUUUUGAACUUCCUUUUCUUGUUGUUUCUGAGGUGGAUGACCCCAGAUUCCUCUAUUGAUGUUGCAAUAGAUGCCACAGGUCCUAAAGGUGCAUGGACUAAACAGUGUUUUCCUGGUAAAAAAGAAAAAGUUAAAGAAGUCUUGAAUUCCUAAAAUGCUCCAGAAAGAGAGAGGGAGAAAAAAGCAUUGUUUGCUAAAUGUUUAAAGCUUGCUAAUGGAGACAUUAUUUCAGAAAUUCCUCAGUUUCUUUCUGAAGUUCUUGGAAAGAACUUAGUUAAAUGUGCUACCUCAAUUUAGGAUUAAGUUUAAUUUAGUUUUGAACUCAUGGAAAUUUACACACCUCUAUUGCAUCAAUAGGUGCACACUUCUAAGUGCAUCUGUUUUGCACUUAAAGCUGGGAGAGAACAUGGGUUUUCACAGCUUAGUGUCAAAAGUCACUGAUACAAAAGUGCUAGUCUUUUCUCCACAACUGGAAUAUUAUGUAAAGAGUGAACAUAAACUUUUGUGGUAUUUGGGAAAUCAAAACAAAACUUAUUAGCGUGACAGCCUUCUGCUUGCACAGCUUUAUURUUAUUUUAUUAUUUUACAGUUCUUYCGUUCUCUGACUGAAUUAGAUCAACCUGUUGCUAUGCCACAAAUUCAUUAUGGAUUUCUGGUAUUUUAAGAAGUAUUAAAUUUGUCCCAUUCACUUAUGCGUAUGAAAGUGAUGUAAACCAUAUGGCUCUAUUUCUUAAAUACAUAGGUGAAGGAACAAUGUUGUUUAGAGAUGAGCAUAGUAAUGAUACAGCCUUCAGAAUCAGCUUGGGCCUUGAAACCCCCUCCAGGAGGCUCUGCCAAGKUGUGGAGUGACACACACGUGAGUGAUGGUGGGGGGCGGUCUCUAAAGGGCUAGACAAGCACCAUCAUGUUCUUCCUUCCACUUGAGAUGUAAAUAUCACCUCAGCCUGUCCCUGUGAGGGACKUCAUUUGGUGUGUGUGAUCACAUCCAGACCUCAUCAAAGGCUCUGUCAGGCCAGUUCUGUAAGCUGAAUCUUGCUGGGGAAAGUAUCCCUUAAAUGGAAAUGGUAAAUAGGUACACUCGUACCUAACAAAUAGGGCUGCUUACAGUCUGCAAGAAGCCACAGUUAMGGUGCAGAUAUUCCUGUGGCAACAGCAGGAAUGUGUGAAUGGGUGAGAGGAGGCAAAGAGGACUUCCCCCACUUGGUAUCAAACGGCUCUCACUAAUCUCCUUGAUGCACUGAAUUAAUUUCUUACAAGCAUAACUGAAGCCUGGAAGUCUUUAUGAUUUUAUGACCUUGCACAUAGUGUAGUGUUGGACACUGUGUUAAUAUGAAACUGUGCAAUAUGAAGAUUGUUUCCAAGC